UUGAAAUGUGGAUUGCUCGAUUGAGAAUAACUCAGUCUAACAUGAUUUCUGUUUUCUCCACAGCUUUGAAAAACCCUAGCUCAGCCAGUGUCUGAGUAGUGAAUAUUGUGUGUGUGUGUGUGUGUGUGUGUGUGUGUGUGUGUGUGUGUGUAGGCUAAAAUGGGUCUGUCACUGUCUGGCUGGCUGGGUGGUAUCCCAGCCAAGAUGAAGAAGGAUGCUCCCUCCUCUUCCUCCUUCCUCCCGCUGUCCAUCCCUACCUCCUCCCGCCUUUCACUCCUCCUAAACUCCUCUCCCGUUGACCCUGGAGACCCCCGGUGCCGCUGGAGCCCCACACACUGUUCACCUCACUUCCUGCUGUCCCAGUGCGGGGAGGAAGUGACACGCGCACCCACCCAGCAGAUCAGCGACGGGGCUCGGGGGGAGAAGGGGGAAAGGGGAGGAAUGCACGUCUGGGAGGUGCUCUGGUGCCCCACCCACAGAGGAAGUCACGCUGUGAUUGGUGUAUCCACGGAGCACUGCCCGCUACAAACCUCUGGUUACACUGCACUGAUGGGCGGAGACUCACAGUCCUGGGGAUGGGAACUCACAAAUAAUCAGCUAUGGCAUGCAGGGCAAGCCCUGGGGAGAUACCCCGGGGAGAGAGGGGUGCAGGCGGAAGAGCAAUCUGUGUCCCCCCCUCACCCUGUCCCAGAGCGCGUGCUGCUGGUUCUGGACGCGGACACAGGAACUCUGGGAUAUGUAGUAGAUGACUGCUUCCUGGGCAUGGCCUUUAAGGACCUCCCCCAAGGGGUGGAGCUUUUCCCGGCCAUCAGCAGCGUAAGGGGUGGAGCCUUCAUACGACUACGCUACCUCAACGGAGCUACCUGUGAGCCUCCUGCACUGAUGGCUCUCUGUGGUCUGUCCAUCCAUGUGUCCAUGGGGAAAGAGAGAGAGACUCAGACAGACAGACUACCUCUGCCUCCUCCUCUUCAACGCUACAUCCUGCCCAGCAUGUGACACACACACCCACAAACUAUAGAGUAAAUAGGAAAGUUCUCACUGACCCAAUGUCCAUAUACUGCUAAAUUAAAGAACAGUUUUUAAUUGAAUUAUGCAGGUCAUCCAGAAAAUAAAUGAGCCUCUCUGUAUUUUAGGGACCAAUGAGUGGUUUGUGUAACAGCAAACCAUCAUUGGACAGUGCUGGACGCAUUGUGAUGUUAGCUCCUCUCUGGCCUGGGACAUCCACGGUUGCUCUCUGUCCAAUCACAUUUCUUCCCCCCCGUCGUGUUUUUGCCAGGUUGAAUCCAACUUCAUCCACAAAGAUGAAUGUAUGUGCAGUUUGCCUGUCUUCCAUCUCCAUUACUCUCUAAAAUACAGUAAAUCCACAGUUUUACAGUACUUUACAUUAUGCAUAGCUGUGUAUAUACCCUGUUAUUGAACAGACAUCUUACCUGGACAUAUUGAUACCAGAGUUCUUUCACACAUUCACUGUUUCUCUCAAAAGGUUCAGUGUACAACUGCUUCAUCCUUAUUUUAUGUUUCUCUAGGACUCUGGCAAUUGUCGUUGUGCUGACCGUAUUCACAUUCCCAAAAGUGAUAUUGUCUGCCAGCACCCUGUCCCGAAUUUCCCGCAGUUUUAUUGCAGUGUUGCCAAUUACCAUGGCAAUUUCCUGCGCAUCUGAUAAUAUUCUACCUCUCCCUCCUGUGGGAGGCAACCUUUGGAUCCUACUGAAAAACACAAAACAAUCAAUAUA
Messenger RNA from Salvelinus sp. IW2-2015, 1733 nucleotides. Its product is annotated as SPRY domain-containing SOCS box protein 2. Gene Ontology annotation, molecular function: protein binding. The record is from RefSeq and is a predicted model, not a curated record. NCBI's taxonomy places the organism in Eukaryota, Metazoa, Chordata, Actinopteri, Salmoniformes, Salmonidae. Gene Ontology annotation, cellular component: SCF ubiquitin ligase complex. Gene Ontology annotation, biological process: proteasome-mediated ubiquitin-dependent protein catabolic process.